Molecule: messenger RNA, 1976 nt
Organism: Chinchilla lanigera (long-tailed chinchilla)
Lineage: Eukaryota; Metazoa; Chordata; Mammalia; Rodentia; Chinchillidae
Gene: Sema3e
Product: sema domain, immunoglobulin domain (Ig), short basic domain, secreted, (semaphorin) 3E
Biological process (GO): negative chemotaxis; positive regulation of cell migration; negative regulation of axon extension involved in axon guidance
Molecular function (GO): semaphorin receptor binding; chemorepellent activity
Source: RefSeq, a predicted model, not a curated record
CUUGGAUCUGAAUAGAACGUCGAUCUUUCAUAGCCCGCGCGGAUCUCUUGAUCUCCAUUCGAUGCUGCUGGAUGAAUACCAAGAACGACUCUUUGUGGGGGGCAGAGACCUUCUGUAUUCUCUCAGCUUGGAGCGGAUCAGUGACGGCUACAGAGAGAUUCACUGGCCCAGUACAGAACUAAAAAUAGAAGAAUGCAUAAUGAAAGGGAAGGACGCAAGCGAGUGUGCGAAUUUCGUUCGUGUUUUGCAUCACUACAACAGGACCCACCUCCUGGCGUGUGGUACCGGAGCCUUCGACCCGCUGUGUGCCUUCAUUCGAGUUGGUUAUCAGCUGGAGGAGCCCGUAUUUCACCUGGAGUCGCAUAGAUCAGAGCGAGGAAGGGGCAGAUGUCCUUUCGAUCCCGGCUCCUCCUUCGUCUCCACCUUGAUUGGUGGCGAGCUCUUCACCGGCCUCUACGGGGACUACUGGGGCCGCGACGCCGCGCUCACCCGCAGCCCGGGCCGCCUGGGCCACGUGCGCACAGAGCCCGACGACGAGCGCCUGCUGCGAGAGCCCAAGUUCGUGGGCGCGUACCUGGUCCCUGACAACGAGGACCGCGCGGACGACAAGGCCUACUUCUUCUUCCGCGAGCGCGCACAGGAGGCGGAGCGCGGCGCGCAGGCGCUGUUCGCGCGCGUGGGGCGCCUGUGCGUGAAUGACGCAGGCGGGCAGAGGAUCCUGGUGAACAAGUGGACCACCUUCCUGAAAGCCAGGCUGGUGUGCUCCGUGCCAGGCACGAACGCGAUCGACACGUAUUUUGAUGACCUAGAGGAUGUUUUCUUGCUGCACACCAGAGAUCAGAAGAACCCAGUGAUAUUUGCACUGUUUAACACUACCAGCACUAUCUUCAGAGGACAUGCUAUAUGUGUCUAUCACAUGUCCAGCAUCCGGGCAGCCUUCAAUGGGCCGUAUGCACACAGGGAAGGGCCCGAGUACCACUGGUCACUGUACGAAGGAAAAGUCCCCCACCCAAGGCCUGGUUCUUGUGCCAGCAAGGUGAACGGAGGGAGGUAUGGGACCACCAAGGAGUACCCUGAUGAUGCCAUUCGAUUUGCAAGAAGCCACCCACUCAUGUACCACCCCAUCAAACCUGCCCAUAGAAAGCCGAUACUGGUGAAGACAGACGGAAAAUACAACCUGAAGCAGAUUGCAGUGGACCGAGUGGAAGCCCAGGAUGGCCAGUACGAUGUCUUAUUCAUUGGGACAGAUGCUGGAAUUGUCUUGAAAGUCAUCACAAUUUACAACCAAGAAACAGAAUCUAUGGAAGAAGUAAUUCUAGAAGAACUUCAAAUAUUCAAGGAUCCAGUUCCUAUUAUUUCUAUGGAGAUUUCUUCAAAAAGACAGCAGCUGUUCGUCGGGUCCCCCGCGGCCGUGGCGCAGGUGCGGCUCCACCAGUGCCACCUGUACGGCAGCGCGUGCGCAGACUGCUGCCUGGCGCGGGACCCCUACUGCGCGUGGGACGGCGUGGCCUGCUCGCGCUACCUGCCCACGGGCGCGGGCGCGCAGGCCAAGAGGCGGUUCCGCCGGCAAGAUGUCCGGCAUGGAAAUGCAGCGCAGCAGUGCGUGGGGCAGCAGUUCGCUGGAGAUGCCUUGGCUCAAGCUGAAGAGCGCCUGGCUUAUGGCAUAGAGAACAACAGUACCCUGCUGGAAUGUACCCCACGUUCUUUACAAGCCAAAGUCAUCUGGUUUGUACAGAAAGGACACGAAGGAAGAAAAGAAGAGGUGCGGCCGGACGACAGGGUGCUGCAGGUGGACCUGGGGCUGCUGAUCCUCCGCGUGCGCAGGUCGGACGCGGGCACCUACGUGUGCCAGGCGGAGGAGCACGGCUUCGUGCACACGGUGCGCAGGCUGCUGCUGGACGUGGUGGAGGAGCGCAGCGUGCGGGACGCGUUCCGCGCCGAGCCCGGCGCGCCCAAGGCGCCCUGCCCGGCCCCCG